Lepisosteus oculatus (spotted gar) is the source of this 2571-nucleotide messenger RNA. RefSeq names its product TSEN15 tRNA splicing endonuclease subunit (gene tsen15). Gene Ontology annotation, molecular function: nucleic acid binding. Lineage: Eukaryota; Metazoa; Chordata; Actinopteri; Semionotiformes; Lepisosteidae. The record is from RefSeq and is a predicted model, not a curated record. Gene Ontology annotation, biological process: tRNA splicing, via endonucleolytic cleavage and ligation.
UGUCGGACGGAGAUGUAGUCGGGCGCGCAGUGUUAGUAAGGAACAUGUGGUUUUAGAUACGGAUAAUUGUGAGUAAGAGCCGUCGGUCGCUCUGUCACAGCGAUGCAGCUCUGAUCGGUGGUCAGCGAGAGAGAUGGACGUGGAGGUGACCGUGACCUCGGAAGAGGGGUGUGCUGCGGGUGAGCCCGAGUCUGAGGAGAGCCCCAGGGGAGCGGAGAGACAGCGAGACCUGCCCGCUAACUGGAUACUGCAGCACCCCAAGUACCAGGAGCUGAUGAGCCUCGAGCUGGGGGACUCAGCCCAGGUGUAUGCUGCCUUCCUGGCCUACGUGGACCUCACUGAAGUGCGGCAGUGGCAGGAUGUGUCCUGCAGGGGGAGCUCCGAGCUUCAGCUGGUGCUCCUGGAGGGGCGGGAGAGAGAAGGCCAGCCCACGCAGCUUGUCGUACCGGUUCCGGCCCAGAGGUCCAUCAGUCACAGCUGGAUCCAGACGCUGCUGGGCUCCCCGGGCCCUGGGGGGGCCUCCCCAGCCUCCAUGCUGCUCUGCGCUGUGGCCCCUGACUCCAGCCUGGUCUACCACCGGCUGACCGCUGGCCUGCUGACCCCCAGCCCCCCUGAGGACAUCGCGGACCAGGAUCACCGGCAGCACCGCAAGAGGCGCCUGCGCUGAGGUCGCGGGGUAAAUGGCGUGGCACACAGGGCUCAUGGCCAAUGCUACAAGCCACCUGAGGGCAUUUCCAGGUCACCACUGCACAUAGGAGGUCCUGAUACUCCAGUGGCCGGGUACCAUUGAGGGGAGCGGACCCCGAUUCUCAGGAAGCAAUACCAAGGGGACAAAGCUUCUGGACACUGCAGACCAAUCAGUUGUGUGGAGCCUGCUCUCUGCAGUGAAGAAGCCAGAGCUGUGAGAAUCCGGACAGAGACUGAUCACUGAUCUGGAGGGAGGAAAACAGUGGAGAAGCAAGUCCCUGACACUUGCUGGGCAACUGGGCACCAACACACUGGCACCCUGUUUAACCUACACCAUGUCCCCUUGACAUUCAGAUCCCCACUGUUCUGUACUGCUUCUACACUGGAUCUGCUCAGAAGCGCUGUACAAAUCAAGGAACUCACGAAUCAUAAAUAUUUUUUUAAAAGGCAGUGCCAUUUUCUCUUUUUGUGAGCACCCCACCACAGACAGAUGAUGUAGUUUUAGAGUAACAGCCAGGAAAGUUUGUUUCUUUAUGGGCUGGGGCUUGGCAGCUGCCCGUCUGCAUUCCGCUCACCUCUGGAGUAUGAGCUCACUAGCGCACGUUUUCCACAGGCCCAGGCCUCAGACUAGCCAGUGCGCCGUUCCCCUACUACCCACCAGGGGGCGGGAGAGCGCUUCUUUUGGUUCACAGUUGCUGGCGUUCAGGGCCGCAGGGCCCUGAGGUUUGAGCUCCAGCCCAAGCCCUAAAUUAACAUUGUUGAUUUGCUUAACUAGGCCUAUUUAGCAUGAUUUUGGCAAGGUUUCGUUUUGGGCUGAUGCUUUAAAUGAGGCGUUUCGUUUACAAUAUAGUAGCUGGAAACCCUUGAGGCUUGAGGGGAAAAAAAGUGCUACAUGUUCCCAGUUAGUCAAAGACGUUGUUCCGUGAAGUAAUGGAGCGUUUGGCUGGAGAGCAGUGGCCGACUGAAGGAUGGUAAAGUCCCAGUAAACUCCUGUGGUCCUGCCCCGGGGUGUUGAUAUUGAGUAUGAGGAAUGUUUGAGCUGUUUUCUUCAGUUACUUUUCAGUAGGAGCAUGCAAACUUUUAUGCUGCGAGUCAGUCGGGUCAAGGAGCAGCACCUGAGAUCAAGCUGAAAAGGUGCCGGCACCUUUCCUUCAAGCUUUAAAAGACAGUGCAGUACAGGGAUUGGGACAGCAAGAGUCUACUGUUGUAGACAUACUUAUUAGCCUCUGGAUCUGAUCUGAAACUGUUAUUUACACAUUCAUUAAGUAAAAAUACUGUGUCAAAUUAUAGAGUUGAGAAGGAUACAGUUGCUUAUAGAGGAUGUAAAGUUUGCAGACAUUAUUAUUUGCACUCUGGAUCUUAAAGGAGUUAAUUUAGCAGAACAUCCAAGCCCGUAACUUUCAAGGAUGAACGGCUGAGAAUGAUCAGGAUUAUUUUAAGGGGUGAGGCUGCCAAUAAUUUAAAUAACCAGCACAUUAACAAUGAUUAAUGACUAAGAUUGUUGGGCGAUAGAGAUGGCGUGUUCUGGCCUGAGCUCAGCGCUAAUGUAACAGAUUUGGGGUGUGGAAAGAUAACAGUGGAGGUUUUUGCUCAUUUCUAUCAGCACUUCGACACAUUGGAGAGGAGACAUACAAGAGCAAAUCGUACACCAUUCUUUCCGUUUUAAGGGCAAUUUAACAUCCCAGUGCUGUCUCUUAAGCGCCCUAGUGUUUGAGGUGCUGCACGCCUCCCCACGCAAAUUUCACCCCAGUGUCCAAGCCUCCUGGGGGCCUGAUGUCAGCAGACCCCCGAGGAGCAGUGUUGGGAAGCCAGACUCCAUAAUCUGGACCAGUGGCCCCUGGCCAGUGAGAAGGAGGGGAGGGGGCUGCUUGAGAUCAGCUUUCG